AGUGUGUGGGCAGUUUCAAAAGUCGUAAAAAAAAAUUAGCUCUAUGUCUUCAGCCCAAACUACAAGCGCAAAAUGCAUGUUUUAUUAGCAACAAGGCAGAAAAAAAACUGAUAAAUGGGAUAUUGUAGUAUCACCAUAAAAGCUCUUGACAGACUACUUGUCUUAUUAGUCACCUCUGUAAGUGUCGGGGGAAUUAUCAAGUUCUUUCUUCUGUUUGACUUAAACUGAGUCAAAAAAUAACCAGCUUUUCUUCCUAGAAAGAUGGAAAAACAUGUACCACAUUAGCAAUAAGCUACUCAGCUAUUGGCUGGCAACAUGUUUCAUCAAAGAGACCCUUUCUACACUGGUUGGAUCCUACAAUGGAGUCAGCAAUUUGUAAGGAAGAUGCGAGUUCUUAACCAAAAGCCACAACAUCUUUUUUUUUUAACCUAAAAAUACCCUACAAACUGUAUCAACCCUGUAGAAAACGAGCAUGAACAGUUCUUGCAGUUUUACUUUCUGUAUCUUAUCGUUGUGUGAAUAGCCUGCAUUGGUUGUGUCUCAUUUUAUUACACUUGACAUGGAUCCCAACUUAAGUGAUAGCCUGACUCUUUGAAUGAAAACACCUCCAUGUCUUUAAUCCCUCUUGGUGCCAUAGCAUGACAACAAUGUGCAAGUUUAGGAAGACCCCAGUGGUGCAAAUGGAUUGAAAAUAUGAAGGAUUUAUUGAUAAAGCCACAUUGAAAAGAGUUGUAUAUUUUAAGUUUCAAAUUUAUCUUGUCUUGAUAGUUUUACUACAAAUACACAGGGCCAAUUAUUGCUUCCUUACAAUUGUUAUCUACUGAAGAUACAUCUUUUCAAACUCUUUGAGCCUUCAUCAUUUUUGUUAGAAAAACAAAAUGUGAAACAUCAAAAUCCUAGAAGUCAUUUUACAAACAGCAGUAGGACAGAUAAAUAAACAUAAAAUAUUUACCCAAGUAAGACUGGGAUGUUUGGAAAUUGGCAUGCCUAACAAACAAAUGAGGUCACACAAGUGCUGUCCAAAAACCACCCCCUGUUCUUUUUGAUAAAAAAAGGAAAUUCUUCAAAGGCUCAGCGGAUGUGCAAAAAAUGUUGAUGUAUGCAAAAUCAAAUCGUUUGGAAAAAGCCUGAGAAGAGAAAUAUUUAUAACCCUGAGACGCAAUUAAAAAGAAUUGAAUUUCCUCCUAAAGUAGUACCUUAAUACAAAAUAAUUGUGCGGCUCAAAUAUUGUCCUAUUGAAAGUUAAUUCAGAACUUCAUGUCAGCUUCUAAGUGUGGUGUACUCAGGGUGGCACACUGAUGCUCCGCCCUUGAUUGCCUAACUAGCAACACUUGCUGUGACCAGGUGCUUGAUGAGUUGUAGUUUGGACCAAACAUAGAGCUCAAUCUGUGUGGAGGAAUUUCAGUGUUUGCAGCUUAUUGCUGAGGCAUCCAGCCAGGGAAGUGCUUUUUUUGUUGUUUUCCCAAUGGCGUGUCAAGAGCUUUCACUAAGCUCUAAGAUUUUAUCUUGUUUCGGACUGUUUUUGGUUGCUUCUUCAUUUUGCCUUUGUACAGAACUGACAAGGCUUAAAGCAUCAGAUAAUUUAUUGGGAAAUUCAACACUUGGUCAUGUUCAACUUGUAAGUACCGAGCUCCACCAUGGAAGACUCUUGAUAAGUGAAAAUACUCGACAAAUGUCUGGAGUCAAAAGAGCCAGGACCUUCAAGAACCUACUCAACCAUGACACAGACUACCAGGCAGACAUGGGUAUGUGAAUGCAACAUUUUUUCUAUCUCUACUGAAACUUUUCAAAAAUGAUUUAAAUAUUUGUCAGCAAAAUGCUGAAUACAUUUCAGGCUAAGGUUGGAAUUAAAUGUUUGAACAGUAUACCUGAUUGAAUAUUCACAAAGCUUAUUUUUAAAAGGUUGGGAGGAGAGCAAGCAAACUAAAACACAGGAUCAUGGCCUUUCAAAGCAAAAGCAAGACAAUGCAGCGGUGGAACGACUCCUACAAAUGGAGCCCAAGGUUGAAUGCACCAGAGACUCUAUGAAGCUUCAAGUCCAAGAUGCUGCUUCUACCCCUGGGUCUCUCUUAUUUGUGGACAGGGGUAUAUUUCCAGUGUACUGUUGAUUCAUGAAAUCAUGAUUUAUCUCUCAUUUAAAAUACUUGACCUACAUCAAGUAUGCCAAGAAAUUUCAUGAAUUUAAAUUCCUAUUUAAUUCAUUCACACAGGAAGUCGCUUGUCUCCUCUGCCCCUGUCCAAACUGCCACCAAGCUGUGGCUAUUCCAUCAAGUCAACGAGGAGAGACUUGGUCUUAUCGGCACCUUAUGAUGGCUGCUUUGUUGCUCUUGAGGUGAGGUCCUCUGUACUGGAAGUGAUGUGCACUUGAAAAUGUACACAAACACCAUUUUGUAAAUAUCGUUUGCUGGUUUCAGGAGGACGCUUAUGUCCUGCCGUUGCGUUGGUGGGGUUUACCAGUAAGGAUGUCGUGCCCUUUGAUGAGGCAGUCAUCUAAUCCUCCAGUGGUCACCUGCCAAGCUGAGGGCAUGAUAGUUAAAACAGAAUGGACCAUGUCUGCCGCUAAAAUAAAAAUGAAGUGUAAGUAUUUUCAAUUGACACAACAUUUGUUUCGCUGCUGUAAAGGGAGUGAAAGGCCUUCUGUUAGAGCCCCUGUGUUGCACAUCAAUAUCUAAGCAGGGCAUGCACAUCUUGCUAUAUCAAGUUAGGAUCAUAGCAGUGAGCCCUUAAGCUUUCUUUGUAUUAAAUAAAAAUGCCCAUUCUGUCCCUUUUUUAUUAGCUAAUUAGCUCAUUUUCUGAGCCUUUAAUGAUCAAAAUUGGGUAAAUGAUAGAUUUCUGAUUUAUUUUGAAUUCCCGUUUGGCGUCUCAUACAACACAGCAAACACCUAAAAGUGUGAUCCCUGCGACUUUCUGCUCUCUGAAUUUAUGCAACAGUUUUGGAGACUACGCUCAGUCUUGCUAAAUUACUUUACAGUGUCUGGCGACUGGGAGCCCCUUAUGACUGCUUCAUCAAGAUGUGGUUUUGGUGUAGUUACACAUCCUGAAGGCGUUGUCAUCUCUGUUCCUUAUACACCCUGCCUGCUUAAAACCGUAAGUAACAGCUUGUUUAUCUAAACUCUAAGAUUCCAUCCAUUAAAAAAAAAAAAAAAAGAAAGUGCUGUAACUUUUGAAUUGUUAUGCUCUAGGAUGGAAUAUAUACCCUAGAAGUUGCUGGGGAUGGAGAAAUUAAAAUUUCUUGUCCGUCACUGCCGCCAGCUGGACAGGAAUCCACAACAUAUCCAGUCAAGGACCUAAAUCCACAAACGGAACCACCAAGCAAGGGGGUGUAUACCCCCGCCCAGUCACAAAAUACUGUGAAAACUCAUGCCCCUGAAAAUAUUGAUCAACCUCAGUUGCCUUACUUUCCUACUUACCCCAAUUUCUUCUAUCCUGCCAAUCCAGAACCUAAACCUACUGAAAAACCUUUCUCUCCUCCUGUGAAAAAUGGUGGUAAACAAGUGCAAAAAACUGACCUCCCUGCAAAGCAAACAGCGAAUCCUGAUGGCCGAGUUUAUCAGUCAUUCUACCACUACCCCUACUACCCCCAGCCAGAGCCUCACCCAGCCACAAAGCCCUCACAGCCAGCACAGCCUCAAGCUCCUAAAGGCCAAUUUCAACAGUCAUCUGCUCAGCCAGAGCCUGAAAAGCUACCUGUUGCUCCAAAACCUCCACAUCCAUCCUCUGACCAUCUAGGUCAGGUAUAUCAGCCAUUCCCCCCCUAUCAAUACCCACUCUACCCUCAACCAGAGCCUGAAAAGAAACCAGCUCCAGCUGCCCCUCAAGUACCACAGCCAGAAGCCCCGAAAGGUCAAAUUAACCAACAGUCCAAUCUUUGGCCUGAGAUGGAAAAACCACCUGACAUGCCUACUGCUCCUAUGAAACCGCAACAGCCAGAAACCCCUCAGGGCCAAGAACACCCACAAUUCUACUUCUAUCCCUACUAUUUCCAGUCUGCACAUCCUGAAAAUCCACUGGCAGCAAAGCCCUCUCAUCCACCAGAACCUGAAGCUCCAAAAAACCAAGCACACCAGCAGUUUCCUCUUUAUCCCCAGCCAGAAAAAUCCCCAUCUGCACCAGAACUUGUGGAGCAUGAAUCACCAGAGGCUCCAAUAUCCUCAUCGUACUAUUAUCCCUUAUAUAAUAACAGGCAAGAGCCUAAAAACCCAACAGCUGAGAAGCCUGCUGGUACUGCAGAGCCUCCACAGCCACCUCAGCCUGAAACCACUCAAAGACAAGAAUACAUGUCAGUUUACCAGUACCCUUUCUACCCCCUGCCAGAAUCUAGAAAUGAACCGGUACAACCCCCUCACCUGGAAUCUCCCAAAGGCAAAGGGGACCAGCCAGUUUCCCCUCUUCCAGGGUCUGAAAAACUACCUUCUGAAAAGCCUGCUGCUGCACAAAAACCAUCAGAUCCUGAUAGCUCUCCGGGUCAGAUUUAUCAGCCAUUUUACCCUUACCACUACCCCUUCUAUCCUCAGCCUGGAUCACAGGGUCAACCUGCAGCAAAUCUUCCAAAAACACCAGAGCUUGAAGCCCCAAAGGACCAAGUACAACAGCCAGAGCCUCAGAAACCACUCACUGAGAAGCCCACAUCUCCCCCAGAACCACAGCAGCCUGCAACCCCUCAGUCCCAAGAGUACAGGCCAUUCUACACCUACCACUAUCCCUACAGAUAUCCCCAUGGUUUCCCUUUCUACUCCCAGCCUGAAAAUCAGCCUGCUGCUGUACAGAAGCCUACCACCCCUGAAAGUAAACUUCCAAAACCUGAUCAUCAGUCCUCUAAGACAGAGAGUGCUGGAGCAAAUGGAGAUACUCAAACUGUCACAAUCCCACAGCUGCCCCCGGACCCUCAGUUUGUAACCUUACCCCCUGUCACUCUUGGAAAGCAACCGCAACAACCCAGUAAAGGUGGCACAGACACGCAGGACUCUCAGUCAGGCCCUCCAUAUAAGCCACCUGUGUACUGCCCACAAUCUUGCCCAUCUGGAAUAUCCAAUUGCUGUGUUCAAAUUGCUUUCCAUCAACACCUCCACCAUAUCUUACCUGCAAAAGAGACACCUCCUCUCUAUCCAGGUCUGCCAUUCCUCCCUUCAAUGUACUCUUCAGGGUUUGACCAAGACUUGGUUUCUGCUCCCCUUCCUCAAAAGUCAACUGGUACAACAUCUGAAGCUCCUCCAGCUCCCAUCUCUACACCUGUUUCAGCUCAGCCUGCAUCAUCUAAAAAAACGGUGCAGCAAUAUCAUCAGCCACCAGAUGGCAGCCUUGAUACCAUGAAAGGAAGUAAUCCCAGCAUGCUGACAAACCAACAACCAAUUCUUAUUGGACCUAAUCCAUUGCACUCUUAUUGGAUGCAUCUACCACAACAUGAGGGUUCACAGAGUCAAUUACCAGCUCACCACAGUUUGCCGUCUCAAUCACAGGUUCUGGGAAAGGGUCAGGUUAAUCCAGGGGUGCAGUAUCCAAUAACCACAGAACAAAAGCCAUCUGUUAGUCAAUCCAGUGGCUCUGAAGCGCAAAGACAUAUAGUUACAAAUGACCCAAAUAGAAAACAGCUCCUCCAACACCUGUUGCACAGGGCUCAUAGUACUAACAAUAAUCACAACCCAUCCUUGCAACCACAGCAUUCCGUCAGAAAUUUGCAGGACUCCAAUCAUCAACCAAUGAGUAACACCUACUCUGAACCAAUGAGUUAUGUGCUUCUUCAGCAUGGCCCACCAAGCAGGACGUCAAACAGCUUUAACAGAUUACCUCUGCCUUCCACUGACCAUAUUCAUGAUGCAAACAAUCAAAACCACAAACUGCAGUAUCCUCAAAGUUUAAACCUCCCACUGGAAGAAUCCCAACAACCGGAAUGGCCGAAGCAAGGACUGUCCAAUCCCUCACCAGGAAGCUUUAAUUACAUGCCCGGAUUUGGUGAUGGAUCAAGCUCUUCGCAGCUCAUCUCUGCUCCAGUUGACCCUAAUUUUGUGCCCCAAGAUCGCUCUUUCACUUCAGAUCAUUUAGAGCCUGGAUUUUCUGACUUCUGGAAACCAAUGACACCCCUUAGCUCAGGCCAAAGGACUUCUCAUAUUCUCCCAGAAGCAUUUCAACCAUGGAGCCCUGCAGCUGACCAGCCAGCAAAUGGUAUGUAAAGGUAAUUCUUAAUAACUUCUUAUCCCAGACUUUUCAACUAAUGUGUGUCUCUUGCAGGAUUUAUCCAACCCAUUCAGGAGGGAGGUGAAGAGCAGGAAUAAGUUGCCUUAAAUGUGAAUAAAAUAAUGAAACAAGUCUUUACCCUCUUGAUUUUUACUUCUGGUAAACACAUCAAAAUAAGCUUUACAUUGUUUUUUCCUACAAUUGUAAGGGUUGCAUUUUCAUGGCAUGAAUGGGCAAGCAUGUUGUUUGAGUCCUUAUCUCUUCAUUGCGUGGGCUUUCAAGGACAGCUUUUUGUUUUUUCUUUGACCAGUUGACGAGUAUACAGUCGCUACAUGUUGGUUUUAUAUCCGCUGUGCAGAAACAAAAGGCCAAUGCCCUUGUUGAACUUAUUUGUCUUGCUCGUUUUGCGUUACCAUGAACUGUUACUUCCUGAACAUUGACCUAUUGAGUAAAUACCACUAAGAAUUGCCCACUCAUUAACAUUGGCCCCAAUAAGAAAAACCCAGACACAGAAAAGUCCUCUCCUCUGAA
This is a messenger RNA of Xyrichtys novacula (pearly razorfish), 6702 nucleotides long. The record is from the annotation of a GenBank genome assembly. Lineage: Eukaryota; Metazoa; Chordata; Actinopteri; Labriformes; Labridae.